CAUCGAAUAAAGAUAUCCAAAAAAAACACAAUUCAGAUCUGUGCUUCUUCAUCUUUCUUCUUCUUCAACCCAGAAAACACAAAAGUCAAAAACAAUGGCGCCGAGAGCAGAGAAGAAGCCAGCGGAGAAGAAACCAGCCUCCGAGAAGCCAGUAGAGGAGAAAUCAAAAGCCGAGAAAGCUCCGGCGGAGAAGAAACCAAAAGCCGGCAAGAAGCUCCCAAAAGAAGCUGGAGCUGGAGGCGACAAGAAGAAGAAGAUGAAGAAGAAGAGCGUCGAGACGUACAAGAUCUACAUCUUCAAGGUUCUGAAACAAGUUCAUCCAGAUAUUGGUAUUUCAAGCAAAGCUAUGGGGAUUAUGAACAGUUUCAUCAACGAUAUCUUCGAGAAGCUCGCUUCGGAGUCGUCUAAGCUCGCUAGGUACAACAAGAAACCUACGAUUACUUCUCGGGAGAUUCAGACUGCUGUGAGACUUGUUCUCCCUGGUGAGCUCGCUAAACACGCUGUUUCUGAAGGAACCAAAGCUGUUACCAAAUUCACCAGUUCUUGAAAAAAUUGGGAAUCUAGGGUUUUCUAAAUCUUGUUUUAGGGUUUCUACUUUCGUUUGUUAUCUGUUUUUUUUUUUUAAUUCUCGUUUCCCCCAGUUGUAAAGUAAUGUUAUGAAUCAAGAUUUGCGUUGUGUUCUUUAAAACUCA
Camelina sativa (false flax) is the source of this 692-nucleotide messenger RNA. NCBI's taxonomy places the organism in Eukaryota, Viridiplantae, Streptophyta, Magnoliopsida, Brassicales, Brassicaceae. The record is from RefSeq and is a predicted model, not a curated record.